Messenger RNA from Triticum aestivum (bread wheat), 1403 nucleotides. RefSeq lists its product as uncharacterized. Bases 26 to 1174 code for a protein of 382 amino acids. The transcript is spliced from 3 exons. The record is from RefSeq and is a predicted model, not a curated record. Lineage: Eukaryota; Viridiplantae; Streptophyta; Magnoliopsida; Poales; Poaceae.
UGGCAUCGAAUACGGCAGAUUUAAUAUGAGGCGCAAUGUCGACACCCUUCGCUUUGCCUCCCUUCUGCGCGCAGCGGUAAGGCUCUCUCCACAGGAGGUCGUUUUCACCCAUGACUCUUUCAAAUGCAUUAAUGUCGACCUGCCCUGGUUUCACUGUGCCACGUCGAUCGAGAUGAAGUUGUACGCCUUUCGUUUCACGCAGCUACCAGCCAAAAAGUUCUCGGCUCUCGAGAGGCUGUGCCUCACGGGCUGCACCAUCUUAAACCUUGUCACAAUGGUUACCUUCUGCCCACGCCUACGCGUGCUCAAGGUGAAGGCAGAUAGGUUCGCACGUGAUGUUACAAUCAACUCGGAGUCACUGCAAGAGCUUUUUCUUAGUGUAUAUGGAGACACCAAAUGUCAGAGCAUCCAAAUCAUGACUCCUCUACUUAAACAAGUGAAGCUUGAUGUUCUUUCCUGCUCAGACCUUAGCGUGUCUAUCUCGGCCCCAAAUGUUGAGAAGCUCUCGUGGUUGCUUACAUAUAAUGCACUUAUGUUUGGUUUUUGGUCGCUUCAUAGCCUGAGCUUAGAGACCAUAGAGAGCUAUAAAUACAAUGAUGGGAUGAGCAGCAAGGAAGACGAAGAUGCAUGUUUGCACCCCCCACGCUGCCAUGUUCUUUCUUUGCGUAUAUCUACCAAUAAUCGUUUCGGUGCAGUGCUGAACUUUGAGCGGGAGAUGGAGAGACUUCCAACUACCAACUUUACUGUUUUGGAGCUGCAUCUCAAUGUAACGGGGCAUGUUUUAGGACCACUUGUGCUGCGUCUCCUUAUGAUGCAUCACAUUCGGACUGCUACACAGAGGCUUAAGGUUUUUUUAUGGGACUGGUCCAAGUCAAAAUGUCUUGAAAAAUGUCCUUGUGAUGAGCCCAAGAACUGGAGGAGCCAAAGUAUCUCCUUGACUCAUCUCAAAGACGUAGAAAUCAACAACUUCAAAGGAGGGGACGGUGAGAUUGAUUUUGUGAAAAUGACAUUGAGAUGGGCACCAAAGCUUAACACAAUGACCAUCAAUCUAGCUCAUGACGCAGACAUUGGACGUUGCGCCACGAAUAUCUACAGUAUUUCCUUGGCGUAUCCUUUUGUUAAUUGCUCUGUUUAUCAAUGUUCUGGUGGACUGGUCCAACAAACAUGCCUAUAGUUACCGAGCUCCUAGGUGCAAAGGAGAUCGUGUCUGAGUGGUUGUGGCCAUGAUUAGAAUCAUAUGGGCUUUGUUUGCUUUCAAAAAAUGAGAUGGACCUAAGUGCAACGAUAAUCUUUUCCAUGAUGAUUUCCAAAUUGGAUACCAUAGUCUCGUCUCACGUUAAUGUUUCGACCGUGUAAUAUUCCGUUGAAUGUUUUCUGUGUGGGAGAUGCUACUAUUUGUGAUU